Messenger RNA from Portunus trituberculatus (swimming crab), 2036 nucleotides. RefSeq names its product suppressor protein SRP40-like. The coding region runs from base 99 to 551 and encodes 150 amino acids. The record is from RefSeq and is a predicted model, not a curated record. The transcript has 4 exons. NCBI's taxonomy places the organism in Eukaryota, Metazoa, Arthropoda, Malacostraca, Decapoda, Portunidae.
CACACACGCACGUGUUUGUGUACGAAUAGUAGUGUAUAUAAUCAACUCACUAAGGUUUCAACUCAUUCACUUACAGCCUGCUCAUCCAUACCUGCAGAAUGAGGUUCUUGGUCCCCCUAGUGGGUAUUUUGUACGUGGCAGGAGCAGCAUUCUCGUUCCAUCUUCCCGCUGCCCAGUUCCCGAUCUCCCUUAACCUCCUUGCUGGGGAUGUGGCUUUUGACCGAGUUAUCCAUCCACGUCUUGGAACCACUGAUGAUGAUAAUCCACGCACGGUGAAGUCCAUCUCUGCUUCUCAUUAUGAUUUGUCUCCGAAUGAGCGUGAUGGUUCUCUAAGUCGUAGUGCCGCUGUAUCUGAUUCUAGUUCACGUAUGAUGAGAUCCGACUCUAAUUCCAAUUAUGAUUCUAAUUCUUCAAAUGAUUCACGUAUGUUGAGAUCCAGUUCUUUUUCUCAUUCUGAUUCUGAUUCAAUUUCUUCAAAUGAUUCACGUAUGAUGAGAUCCAGUUCUUUUUGUGAUUCUGAUUCUGAUUCUAAUUCUAUAAUUUACGUAUGAUGAUGAGAUCCAGUUCUUUUUCUGAUUCUGAUUCAAUUUCUUCAAAUGAUUCACGUAUGAUGAGAUCCAGUUCUUUUUCUGAUUCUGAUUCUGAUUCAAUUUCUUCAAAUGAUUCACGUAUGUUGAGAUCCAGUUCUUUUUCUGAUUCUAAUUCUAAUUCUAAUUCUAUGAUUCACGUAUGAUGAGAUCCAGUUCUUUUUCUCAUUCUGAUUCAAUUUCUUCAAAUGAUUCACGUAUGUUGAUGAGAUCCAGUUCUUUUUCUGAUUCUGAUUCAGAUUCAAUUUCUUCAAAUGAUUCACGUAUGAUGAGAUCCAGUUCUUUUUCUGAUUCUGAUUAAAUUUAUUCCCAUUAUCUCAAAGAAGACUAAGAAAGGACUUAUCACAAGUGUUUAAAAUCAUCAAAGGAAUUGAUAGCAUGACUGCAAUAAGUGUUUCACUAUACAUUAUUCAAAUUACAUACGAGGAAAUGGUUACAAAAUUAAUAGAAAAUUCUUCUACUCUCAUGAAUAAAAAAAAAAAAUAGUUUCCUUGGUAUCGUCAACCUUUGGAAUAGGCUUCCUUCAGACAUGAUAGACUGCAAUACAAUACAGAAUUUUAAAUGCCGUCUUGAUUAAUAUUUUCCCUCAAACUCGCGGUUAACAGCGUACUUCUUGUUAGAAAUUAAAAUUCUUUGCCUCCAGAAAAUGGAAGCAUUUCUCUUCAUUUAUUUUCAUUCUUUCGUACAAAAAUCUCCAUCGUGUUUUUACUUCUCUAACACAAUAAGGUAUUUAUUUCCAAUCUAUUUCCUGUACUGCUUAUAUAGGAGAGAGUGGAGAGUGGGGAGAGAGCUUUGUUUUUCUGUCCUUUUCCUAUACUAUGAAAUAUUCAUAGAGUAGAUCACCUCGUGAAGACUAAAAGGUCUGUUGUAAUCUAUAUCUAUAUUUGCACAUAACAUUGACCCAUGUGGUCCUUCCGUUCGUCGGUCUUGUAUUCGACUGUCUUGUGACUAGUGAUCCCCUUAAUUCAUGAGAGGCAAUGGUGCCUCUACGUAACUCAAAAGAACCAACAGUUAUCUUUCUAAUUCAAGAGAACCCGUGAUCUCUUUAAAUAAAGAUCACUUAAGGAGAAAAAAAAAUUUUACUCAAGAGAAGCAAAGGUGCCUUCAAUUCCAGAGUCGAUAUAAUCCACCUAACACAAGAGAAUCAACUAUCCUCUAAUUCAGAAGAAAGAGUGUUAGUUAGAAAAACGUUUGCAGCAAGAUUGAGGCUGACAGUGAGCACUGAUACCAACGAAGAAUGAACACUAUGAACGUACAGCUGAAUACACGAUGAGUGACCACAAUCAUGAAGAUGGACCACGCCUCUAUGUAACCACUUGUGCUACUGGGCGAGUAAUUGUGAUCAUAAUCCAUGGCACCAAGUAAAACCAAAAUAUCCAUUCCUUUAUCUCCUCUCAUUUACAAUCAAAGAUGUAAACAUGGAGAGUAAAUAAACUAUCAAUUGGCUGA